Molecule: messenger RNA, 3800 nt
Organism: Strongylocentrotus purpuratus (purple sea urchin)
Lineage: Eukaryota; Metazoa; Echinodermata; Echinoidea; Camarodonta; Strongylocentrotidae
Exons: 5
Coding region: 758-3484 (908 amino acids)
Source: RefSeq, a predicted model, not a curated record
ACUCCAACCGGUAAGAGGAGAUUGUAUUACAGUACAUCUGCGUAGCCUACUAAAAGUAGAUAUAAUACAUGACAUAUAUAUAUAUCACUUAAAUGUUCUAUACGUACUGUAUUCUAUAUUGGUGUUUCGAACCGUGUACAUAAUGGAACACUUUAGUUAAUUUCAUAUCUGGUUUGAUGAAGCAAAUAACUAAUGCGAAAUUGUCAUGGAAGAGUAACAUUCUGUGAAAUUGAUUCGGAAUAAAGGAAGGUAUUGGUGAAAAUAAAGUGAUCAUCGUGUCAUAGAGUUGCCUAUACUGUGGACUUUGAGGAAAUGAAUGAUCGGCACCAGUGAUGUGACCUGCCCACAGCAUGGAUGAAGCAAAAGUUAAAAAGCGCUCGAGUUACGUGAAAGGUCUGGUCAGUCUUACCACGCCCCUGAGUGACCUCGAGCUCCUAAAGCUGUCCGAGGAGAUCAGCCCAAUGACUGGCGAAAGCUCUGCUUCCGACUAGGCAUCGAUGAACCGACUGUAGCCCGAGCCGAGCGGGAGAAUCAGACCAAUCUUGCUGAAGGAAUCCACAAGACACUGGUACAAUGGAGGAAAGGACAGCUGGAGAACGAGGAGAGGGCGGUGUUGCUGGAAGCCCUUAUCUCUUGUGGACUGCGACGCCUUGAAGAUAGACUUACAAGAGGUUUUCCAAAGCGCAUUGGAAGUGUAAAGACUGCCCAGGGUCCCUUCUGCACCGCCCUCAACGUGGAUCAAUGCCGCAAGGAACUCAUGAACAACUACCGGACAUCACUUUGUAUGAUCCAGCUAGUUCCUUGGGAUCCCAACUCCCAUGUCAACAUGAGCAGCAUUUUCACCAAUGUCUGUCUCAUCACGGAAGAUACCUCUACAGCCGAUAAGCAAUGGGUCAUGUUGCCUGGAUCCUACAAUGAUAUCCUGAAGGUUAAGGUCAACAACGCUAAGCCACUACGGAUCCUCAUCGAGGGUAAGGCUGGGAGUGGGAAGACCACUCUGAUGUCUAAGUUAGCUUAUGAUUGGAUGGAACAAUCGAAGGAUUCACCUCUCAAAGAUGUCCCACUCGUCAUCUGCCUUCAGCUCCGUCAUCUCAACCAGGACGACGACUUCGGCGAGGCUGUAGUUGAGUACCUGCUUCCUGAAGAUACUCUCAUCACCCCACAGCAGAUAGAAGAGUACGCCCAGGCCAACCCAGAGAAGGUCGUGAUCCUCCUUGACGGAUAUGACGAGUUCAUGUCGGACAUCCAUGGUAUCAAGGGCCUAGGAAACAUCCUCAGAAUCAUCGAGAACAAGCGACUGACCGGAUGUCGUGUCAUUGUGACAUCCAGACCAUGGAAGGCUACAGACUUCAAAGACCACCAUCUUGCCAAGCACUAUGCCCACAUGACUGUUGAAGGAUUCUCAGAAGAGAGCUCGAAGGUAUUCAUCCACAAGUACUUCCAAGACAACCUUGAGCUUUCGGACAGCCUUCUGGCUUAUCUGAAGGAUAACCCUGCUAUCCAGACAGUUACACCCUUCCCUCUGUUCUGUGCGAUGCUCUGUCAGGUAUGGAAAGAAGAGAGUGAUGUACACAGAGAGGCAAUGAAAGCCAUCGUCACCCUAAGCAAGCUCUUUGAUCAUAUCUUGAGAUAUCUCUGGGCCCACCACGACCAGAAGCAGCUCACUGGAACCAGGAAGGGAAAGGAAUUGUCGAAGAGAGUGACUCUGACCCGGAAGAGGAAAACAUCCGCUCGCUUGAAGAUGGACAUAGGCGUUUGUCUCAAACGUCUUGGGAAGAUCGCACUAGAGGGUCUCAUCAGCCCUGACAAGAAGCUCCAAUUCAGUGAGGUGGACUUCAAGAAAUGCUCCGACGUCCUUCAAGUGGCAUGCUCUGUUGGACUUCUAAUCCGUCAGAAGGGUAAGAUAACAACUUCCCGGAGGUUGUCGAGACAAGAGUCAAUCCCCAAUCAUGGAAUCACCUUCUUUCACAAGUUGGCCCAAGAAAAGUGUGCAGGAAUCUACCUGUCUUCUAUGUGCACAAAGCAACCGAAGAAAUUUGUGCAAACCCUCAAAGAUGUCUACCUCUUGACUAGAGCAGACGAGUUCCGGUAUGUUUUGCAAUUUGCCUGCGCCGAGGACCUGUACACAGCGAAGAAGAUACUCAGACACAUGCCGAACAUUACGCCUUAUCAAAAGUUAGCAUUGGAAUGUAACUUUGAGAGUCAAUCCAAGACCAAGUCCAACAAGAGACUAUCCAAGUUCUUUGUGAGUCAACGACUGUUCAUGACUGGGAGACCAUCUACCUACUCAUUCAACGCCCUUGAAUACUAUCUAAGCAACAGUGAGAUCCUCAGUCCUGAUGAUGUAUCCACCAGCUUCCUUUACUUAGCUACUGAUGGCGUGGGUCCAGCCCAGCUCGACAAGCUUACCAACGUUUUGAAUCAACCUCAACUGCAGUUCAUGAUCCAGUUCAACAUGGAUCAGUCACGCAUCCAAGGGCCUGACGUCAAAGCCUUCAUCGAAUCACUCUCCCAGAAAGAGUACAUUGGCGUCCUUGUGAUGUCGUCAAGCGUUGCUGGUGAACAGUUUGUGGAAAGUCUUCUAGAAAUCCAGAAAGAUGGCCUUGAAGCAAUGGUCAUGAUGUACCUACCAAUGCUCGAUGCCAGGUGGGCCACCGAUAUCCUGAGGAAACUCCCUUCCAUAUGCCCGAGGAUCGGAGCACUUGAAGCUACCUUCACGACUGAUGAGACUGAAGAAGAGAAAGAUAACUCAGAUGAAGGUACUGAAACCGAGAUCUUCCCUGAUGACACUGGGGAAGCAUCCUCAAAAUCGAAGGUAAGCGGAAACGAUGAAAGCUGUCCAUUUUCUGAACUCAAUACACUGUCGAUUAAGGGAUGUGUUCUCUGUCAGAAGGGGUCUGUGCAGCUGGCAACGACCUUGUCUCUUGCGGAAAAUCUGGAGAAACUUCACCUGACAAAGCCAUCCUUGCACGGUUCGUUCUACUCCAAUCUGGCUACCCUCAACAGUCUUCGUGAAUUCUCUGUCAAGGAUUACACGUACGGGCUGUUCCAUCUCGACGAGUUCCUAGAGAAGUGCCCAAUCUUGGAAGACGUUUACGUUGCAGCCGUUGAGAGCCAGACUCACAGUGUGAAUGGUGUCAUGAAGUCUCUUACCAAUGCAGUAGCUCACACUCCUAUGCUGAGGAGCAUCACUCUCUGGUUUCCUGGUGAAGGUAGUUUUCGAGAAGGUAGGAUAGAGGAUGUAGUCUUCGAGGAUUUCUGUGACGCCAUCCUGAGAAACACUCACCUCUCCAAGCUUCUCCUCUGGCAUGUCCCUCUUGGGACUCAGCUGGUAAUCAAGCUACUGGAAGUUUGCAAGCAGCACAGGAAUCUGAUUACUAUCAGACUUAGCCGAUGCUACUCACUGGACUGUGAUCGAAUUGGUGAGCUAUGUAGUGAACUGCAUGACAUCGGCCGACGAGUUUACGUUGCUCAUGGGCACUAGACGAGCCACUAGAGAGGUCUAUCCUACAUAGCAACGCACACUGAUGAAUUAAACUCCGGGAAUGGACCUCAACAAGCCAAGAAUGUUCAUGAUACAAUUUAGACUCGUAUUCAAUCUAGUUUAUUCUACACAAUUAUUAUGCCUAUCUUUUAAAGAUAUUCGUAGUUGAAGAGAUGGAGAGAGAAAAAGAGAGAGAAAGGGGGAAUAAAAGAGAGGGGAGAAGAUGGAGGACGGUAGGGGGUCAAGGAGUAAAAAGUGAAAAGAAAGGAAAGAGAGAGGGGUGAGAGAGAGAGAGAGAGAGAGAGAGAGAGAGAGA